CUUCUGGAUGCUAAUGGCUUUAUGCAACCUGCAGUAUGGCCGACCCUGUGUCGGUAGCUGGCCUGGUGCUUGCCAUUCCACCGAUUGUCGGGAUGUUGAUGACCUACUACUCCGACACCAAAGAAGCGAAGGCGGACGUCCAGCAUCAUGCUGCUGAUCUCUUCUCUUUAAAAGGCAUCCUGGAAUACAUUGAGUCGGUUCGCGCGGGCCAAUCCGAAAAUGAUGUCUACAAAUACGACUCUUCGGACUUUGCACGUCUGUUGGAAGCUACCAGAGAAGCACUGCGAGACUUGCAAGCGUCGCUUAAGCCAAAAGCAUCGGCACUGGGACACCUGAUGCAACGGGUGACCUGGAGCCACAAGAAGAAAGAAGUACAAGAGCAGUUCACGAGAUUGGAGCGACUCAAAAGCGGUUUCAUGAUCACGAUGAUGGGGGACAGUCUGAACUACAAUCAAGCAAUUCUAUCCGAACUCUCACAGCUGAAACUGGACGUGUCUCAGGACCGGACAUCCCGCGAGGCUGAGAUCGCCAGAAACGACCAAGAAGCCUUGUUCAAAUGGCUUGCUCCCGUACGGCCGGAGUCCAUUCACGCCAAGGCGUACGAAACCCAUCAGCCGGAAACGGGAAUGUGGUUUCUUUACGGGCCACUCAAAGCCUUACAGGAAUGCCCUAACGACAACGCCAGGAUACUGUGGCUCCAGGGAAAAUCUGGCUCCGGGAAGACGACUCUCUUGGCAUGUGCUAUCGAACAUGUGAAAGCACAAUACCGCAAGACAGGUUCCGUUCGAGUCGCAUACUCUUACUGCUCCUUCAGUACAUUGGUAUCCCAGAGUCCGGUCAAUAUCCUGUCCGCCUUUCUUGUGCAACUAAGCGAGGGCAUUCCUUCGCUUUAUCAGGAGCUAUCUGCAACAUACAAGUCGUUGUCACAACAGCAAACAGAGUCCAAUGUGAAGCUCGGACAGCUGAAAGACAUAUUCCGGCGGCACACCGCAGGUUUGGAUCGCAUAUUCAUCUUCGUAGACGCGAUCAACGAGAGUCAGUCCUCUGAUCAAGUCGAGGAGAUGCUCUCGGACCUUGCUAAGUCGUGUCAAAAUGUGCGCUUAGUACUAUCAAGCACUUACAGCGUAAAACAAUCACGAAUCGAUGCAAAUGUCAUUUUUCGAGAGAGUCCUAUGGCCACCAAGACGGUGGGCCGCGAUAUACGCAUUUACGUCGAUAGCCAGAUUGCGGGCACCGCUACAUUGAGCGCAUUGAGUAGUGCCCUGAGACAAGAGAUUAGAGAGGCGAUACUGGACCGUUCGGAUGGCGUCUUCCGAUAUGCGUCAUCACAGAUCUCCCGUGUCAGUGCGCAGUUAACCGGCCGGGAUGUAAGAAAAGCAUUGGCCGACAUGCCACGCGACCUGAACGAGACGUACGAGCGCAUACUCAGCCAAUUCAACUCCGAACUCCCCCGUCAGAGAUGCUAUCAAAAGUACAUGCAGAGGGCACUCCUCUGGCUCUGCUACGCAACACGACCCCUCCGGCUUGAUGAGUUGAGUGAAGCCAUUGUAAUUGAAGAAGAAGACAUCGACUUGGAUAGCGACUCCAGACUUCAUGAUCCGUUUAUUCUCCUCUCUCUUGGCCAGGGCCUCCUUGAGUACGACAGAAAGAGAGAGCUUGUAUCGCUAGGGCAUUCGUCGAUCAAGACUUUUCUCACUUCGGCAGAAAUACGUCACAGCACCGUGGCCAACUUUGCGCUUGACGAAAAAGAGGCCCAUGGCGUAAUCAUGCGCACCUGCCUUACUUAUCUCGGCUUCAAAAUCUUCGAGACAAAAGCUAUCAGGCCCAUCAACUUCUAUCCCGAAUUGACCUCCCAGUAUCCAUUGCUGUCGUACGCAGCGUACAGCUGGACGCUACACAUCGUAGACGUUAGCAACGCUAGCUGGGACGUGAUCUCCGCAUUCCUAGCUACUAGGAGGUAUCCAAACGGUGGUAACUACGGCCUCUGGAUCCAAUUCAUAUCCAACGGCUCAUUUCCCCCCGACGUUAUUGAACAGACAUCACCGCUUUACUACGCCGCUUCCUUCGGUUUCGAUCGCCUUAUAUCGGUCAUCCUCGCCAACGAAACGCCCUUGGACCUCGAGCAACCGGGCGGACGGCAUGGCUCUACCGCGCUUCAGGUCGCCUGCUUCCGCCAGCAUCACCAAGCCGCCAAGCUGCUCCUCGAAGCAGGCGCAAAUCCGCUUCCGACCAACCCUCCGGGCCACGGCGAAGGGAUUUUCUACUGUCUUUUCUGGGCCAAAGAGAACGGGUGGGACGACCUGGUACAGUUAAUGGCAGAACGCAUCAACAGCGGUACAAUCCCGCUGCCCGAAGGGCAAUGGAUGAUAUAUAUCCGUCAGCUAGCCAGCCACUUCCAGAAGUCAGCCUUCGAAGACGUGAAGCAUCUCCGCGAAACGCUCGCCCCGCUUUGGUUCCGCAUUGAGGUGCCGGGGCGCGGCUUGAGCGCGGAGGCCUUGGAGGAAUGGGUGCGUGGGGCUUUUGUGGAGCUGCAUGAUUGCGAAGGCUCGGUUGUGGGCAGGGAGGGCAGUUCUUUCGUGUUUGAUGUCCCGCGACGCUUAAGUCAGGAGGAGUUUUUGGAACUGGAGGAGCUUAGAAUUGGCUAUAGGAGGACCACGAACACCAGGCGCGCUGAUACGUCGAAUGAGGGGCAUGCCUAGGUACGCCUACCGUCGCGAACGGCGACAUCGUCUGUGGCACGGCGGUCAUAAGGUGCAUGUCAGGAUCGUGCUUUUUAUACAUUUUAUAGACUUUAUGGGCUUCCUGGACAUCUCGAAGCCGGACUCUGACGUUUCACCAAGAUGAGAUCUCCGGGCGAGGCUUCUCUGCAUCGUUUAUAUCUUAGUCAGUAUUGGGCCUAGUACCACAACCAUACUCUAUCU
Trematosphaeria pertusa is the source of this 2921-nucleotide messenger RNA. RefSeq lists its product as uncharacterized. The coding region runs from base 36 to 2699 and encodes 887 amino acids. The transcript has 7 exons. The record is from RefSeq and is a predicted model, not a curated record. Lineage: Eukaryota; Fungi; Ascomycota; Dothideomycetes; Pleosporales; Trematosphaeriaceae. Gene Ontology annotation, molecular function: protein binding.